Fragaria vesca subsp. vesca is the source of this 411-nucleotide messenger RNA. Its product is annotated as actin-depolymerizing factor 10-like. Bases 13 to 411 code for a protein of 132 amino acids. NCBI's taxonomy places the organism in Eukaryota, Viridiplantae, Streptophyta, Magnoliopsida, Rosales, Rosaceae. The record is from RefSeq and is a predicted model, not a curated record. Gene Ontology annotation, cellular component: cytoplasm; actin cytoskeleton. The transcript is spliced from 2 exons. Gene Ontology annotation, biological process: actin filament depolymerization. Gene Ontology annotation, molecular function: actin filament binding.
GCCUCGUCUGGAAUGGCUGUGCAUGAUGAUUGUAAGCUCAAGUUCUUGGAACUGAAAGCGAAGAGGAACCACCGAUUCAUUGUGUUCAAGAUUGAGGAGAAGAUACAACAGGUGAUUGUAGAGAAGAUUGGAGGUCCUGAUGAAACCUACGAGGACUUCACUAACUCCAUACCUGCUGAUGAAUGCCGCUAUGCUGUCUAUGAUUUCGAUUUCACAACUGAAGAGAAUUGCCAGAAAAGCAAAAUCUUCUUCAUUUCAUGGUCGCCUGAUACGUCGAGGGUGAGAAGUAAGAUGCUUUAUGCAAGCUCCAAGGACAGAUUCAAGAGGGAAUUGGAGGGCAUUCAGGUGGAGUUGCAGGCAACAGAUCCUAGUGAGAUGAGUUUGGAUGUCAUAAAAGGGCGAGCACUCUAA